Messenger RNA from Gadus morhua (Atlantic cod), 3736 nucleotides. RefSeq names its product ligand of numb-protein X 1 (gene lnx1). Bases 276 to 2687 code for a protein of 803 amino acids. The transcript is spliced from 11 exons. Gene Ontology annotation, molecular function: ubiquitin-protein transferase activity; protein binding. Lineage: Eukaryota; Metazoa; Chordata; Actinopteri; Gadiformes; Gadidae. The record is from RefSeq and is a predicted model, not a curated record. Gene Ontology annotation, biological process: ubiquitin-dependent protein catabolic process. Gene Ontology annotation, cellular component: cytoplasm.
GGAGUGGCUUAACUUUCCACUCUGGCUCUCCCUGUUUGCCUUUUAGCCACUGCUGCUCAGCCUGUCCUGGUAUUGUACCUGUCCAGGUAGAAGUUCACAGAAACUCCCCCCAGAAAGAAAGACAUUUGCUCAUGAAGUCUCUUCCUCAAGAGGACCUCUGUUGCUAGGGUGGUCUUUGGUUGCUAGGGCCCCAUGAGCCCUCCCAAGCCAUCCGACACACAUGUGCUUCAGUAGUUGAAGAAGUUGUCCCUCAACCUCUAACCACCGAGGUUGCCAUGGCGAUGGCGGCCGAAGCAUCCGCCCCGCCCAUCUCCCCGUCGGACGAGCUCAUGAUGGAGGCGGCCGCUCCUCCUUCGCAGCCUCCGCCUCAGGCUUCCUCUCGUCUUCCCCCUGCUGCUCCCAGCGUCCCGCCUCCUCUCCCCUUUCCCUCCCUUCCCGACGACCUGUGCGGCGCCUGCGGCCAGCGCCACCUCCAGGAGGAGAACCACGAGUACAUGUACAAGGAGGAGGUGGACGACGACCUCAUGUGCAACAUCUGCCUUCAGCCGCUGAUCCGGCCCCUUGACACGCCCUGCGGACACACCUACUGCCAGGAGUGUCUGACCAGCUUCCUGCUGGAGAGCGACUUCUGCCCUGUGUGCCGCGCCGCCCUCAUGCUGCAAAGCUGCCGCAAGCCCAGCCUGCUAGUGCACAAGCUGCUGGACAAGCUGACCGUGGCCUGCCCCUUCACCGAGCACUGCAGCCACACCAUGGCCCGCGGUGAACUCCACGACCACAUCAAGAGCAGGUGCAAAGGGGCGUCUCAUUAUGGUCUGUCGGCGGACAGGAAGCGGCGCUCCCAGGAGGGCGACUGCACCGACAGCACGUCGGAGCUCACGGUGGCCACCUUGCCGUGCGACGGCCCCGCGUCGGCCGCCGCCGUGGCGCUGCUGGCCGACGACCCCGGCCUGGUGAACCCUGCCUUCGAGCCCAGCAUGGAGGACAACAGCCAAUCGGGAAGCACCAGCAGCCUGGCCGCGCGCAGCAGCAGCAAGAAGAUCAGGAACUUCGACCGCUCGUCAGUGAGGAGCCGUUCCUUCCGGCGGCUGAACCGGGCGUUCAGCGUCCUGCGGAGGACUAAGAGCGGGAACGCCGUCAGCAAUGAGACCACCGAAGAGCGGGAUAAUGUCCGCAAUGCCGGGAGCCCCCAGGAAGUGCUGGCUCUACCCCAGCUCCAUCACCUGAUCCCUGACGGGGAGCUCACAAGCAUAAAGAUUACCCGGGUGGACCCUGCCGACCCCCUGGCCAUCAGCAUCGUUGGGGGCAACGAGACCCCGCUGGUGCGCAUCCUGAUCCAGGACAUCUACCGCGAGGGGGUGAUCGCCCGAGACGGACGCCUGCUCCCCGGGGACAUGAUCCUCAAGGUGAACGGCAUCGACAUCAGCAACGUGGCCCACUGCUUCGCCCUGGCCACCCUCAAGCAGCCCUGCACCCUGCUGCGGCUCACCGUGCUGCGCGAGCAACGCCACCGCUACCGCGCCCACUCCCACGGCCACGCCCACGACGCGGCCGGGGGCGGGGCCUACCCCGCGCCCCACAACCACCACUCGGCGUCCUCGCCGCCGGGGCGGGACGACAGCGUGCACGUGGUGCUGAGCAAGAACGCCCCCGACGAGCAGCUGGGCAUCAAGCUGGUGCGGCGCCCCGAGGAGCACGGCGUCUUCGUCUUCCACCUGCUGGAGGGCGGGCUGGCGGCGCGCGACGGCCAGCUGUGCGUGGGCGACCGCGUGCUCGCCAUCAACGGGCACGACCUGCGCUACGGGGCGCCGGAGCACGCCGCCCUGCUCAUACAGGCCAGCGAGGAGCUCGUCCACUUCAUCGUGUCCCGUCAGAUCUGCCUCCCCACCCCGGAUAUCCUGCAGGAGGCCCCCUGGGGGAUGGAGGGCCCCCCACCCUACUCCCCCGUAGACCUGGAGCCCUCAAUACUGGACUCGUGCCAGAAGCCCGCGUGCUACGAGAAGACUGUGACACUUACCAAGGAGCCCUACGACUCGCUGGGCAUGACGGUGGCGGGCGGGAUGUCCAGCCGGGGCUGGGACCUCCCCAUCUACGUCACCAACGUGGACCAGGACGGGGUGGUGGGACAGGAGGGGUCCAUCCGCAAAGGUGACAUCCUGUUGAACGUGAACGGCCUGGACCUGACGGGGGUGACCCGCAGCGAGGCGGUGGCAAACCUGAAGAACACCACGUCCCCCGUGGUGCUGAAGGUGUUGGAGAUGCGGCCCCCCGAGGACUGCCAGCCGGAGUGCACCCUGCCCCCCUGCCUAGCCCCCUCGCCCACCGACAGCAGCAAGAGCCCCCUGCCUAGUGACGACCACUCCCCGCUCUGGGUGUCAUGGCUGCAGCUGCCCAGGCACCUGCACUGCUGUAAGGACAUCAUCCUGCGCCGCAGCACCUCCGGCAGCCUGGGCUUCAGCAUCGUGGGGGGUCUGGAGGAGGUCAACUGCAACCAGUCCUUCUUCAUUCGCUCCAUCGUCGAGGGCACGCCGGCCUACAACGACGGCAGGAUCCGGUGUGGAGACAUCCUGCUGGAGGUGAACGGGAAGAGCACGUGGGGCAUGACGCACACUGCCCUGGUGCGUCUCCUUAAGGAGCUGAGGGGGAAGAUCACCCUGACCAUCGUCUCCUGGCCCGGCAGCCUGCUGUAGCGGACCCUCCGGCCCCCAUCCCCGACCCCCUUUACCCCCUUUACCCCCCCGGUGGUCCUAGUAGCCACCACCCCGGAACGUGGAGGGGCGGAGUUUAAAGACUGACCACUUGAGUGGGAGGGGCCUAGAAACAAAUUGACAAGCACGGACUCCUGAUGACGGACAGGCCAUGAUUUGCCUCAGAGUGGAGCUUAAAAGGGAGGCGGGGCCUAUUGUGGAACUCUGAGCAGGGGAGGAGCCAGUUGGGAAAGGAAAAAACUACUGGAAGCCUGUUACCCGAGUUAGAUUGGCCCUAUUUCCCAGGAUGCAAUGCGGAAAUAGGUGUGAGGCGCUGGUUGGGCCCUAUCCACGAGGAUGACUGGACGAGCUGGAGGAGGGGAUCGCUGUUUCCCCAGACAUGGAAACCCAAUGACUCAGGUGGAGGUUUUGGUCUGGGGGACACAAAAGUUGCCAAUUUCAGUAGUUCCUGCGUUUAGGGUAUGCGUUAUGUUCUGCUCACAUUUCCUUAACUGUAAAAUGUUGGGUGUCAAAACAAAAAAAAUUAUAUAUAUAUAUAUAUAUUCUGAUCCAAGCGCUUGUAAGAUGUUAUUUUUUUCUCGUUUGUUCGUCGGUUGGUUUGUUGCUUUGGCCUUUUUAAUGCGGGGCUGUUAUGUCGGCACGGACAGUGGUUGUUACGUUUUGUCGGGCUGAGAAACACAUUGCCAAGUAGUUUGUCUGUGUUGAGAUGUCGCUUCAUCGUCACACCACUGGCAAAGUAAAAACUAAAAAGAAAUAUAGGAGAAAAAAAACGAUAGAGUAUUAGUGUGUUCAUAAUCUGUAAAAAAAGAAAAAAAUAUAAGAAAUACAACAUUUAAGGUGACAUCUUGGAGGCCUUACUAAUUUUCCUACUUUUGAGAAGAAAACUAAACUGACUUGGUUCGUGUGUGUGUGUGUGUUUUCUUGGAUGUGUUUGGUGCACAUCUGCCACAGCCAUCUGUUCCACCGCAGCCUGUGUAGAUUAUCUGAUGGUACUUUGGGUAAAAUAAUCAAUAAAGUCGUUUGAAAAUGAA